UCCUAAACGAAUGAAGGAUUUGAGUUGGAGCUGUAGGGUUUUUUUGUGUGUGAAGGGUGUCGGUCGGGUAAUUAGGUCUUGGUAUAAAUUACAAGUCAGUAUGGAACAGGAGAGAAGGCAGGAAAGGAAGACACCAAUAGAAAGAGCUUAUAAUUGUUUAACAUAAUUAUUACAGCACCAAUACUACUUAGAGAAUAUUUUUUAUGACUGUGGAGGUGGGUUUGUUUAAGCAUAAUUGUCGAAAUUGAUAGUCACUGCCUUAAGAAUAUUUCCCGGAGCUGCCAGGAAUCCAAGAGGGUUCGAAUGGAAGGCAUAACGAUCUUAUCGCACUAAGAGCUUGUGACGGAACAUUAUUUUUCAUUCCCUGAAAUGAACUAAGAUAAAUAAAUAUACAGCAAGAGGUUGCGAGUCCACACACAAAGGCGACAUCCACAUGAAUACACGCUCUGGUAUUGUGUAGAAGCUCCGCCUGCAGCGUGACUGUCGGUGGGUCAAGACGAUGUGACAUGUAUAGCUGGUGAAAUCCAGUAUUGCGGCACAUCACAGACGAGGAAACAUAGACAGCGACAAGGAAACAACAAAACUGCAAACGGGUUACAAUAUGGAGUGCUAUCAGCCUUCCUGAGGGCGACAGAAUUGCAACCAUGAGCUUUAUGCUGUAGCUGUUUCUUUCUCUGUCUGUGUGCUGAUCGGGAAGAAUGCAGCUCUGGAGACCGGGAGGGCUGCAUUAAACAUGAUGAAGACCGAUACAUCCUCAGCAUCAGCAGCAGCGAGCCUGAGGAGCCCUUCUCCCCACCGCAAUGCCUAUGAAGCAGAGAUUCAGGCUCUGCAGCAAAAUAGCAGCGACAGCAAACCCACUGCCAAUGGAGAGCAGAAAGCAGCUGAGGAUGCCGAAGGGAGGAAGCAGAGCCGGGGCAAGAAGUACGGAUCCAAUGUCCACAGGAUCAAGAACAUGUUCCUGCAGAAGAUGGGCACCACCCCGAAUGAAGCGACUGGCAUACCAGCCAAAGGCAAGGAAAGGGCUGUACGCUUGUCCCUACCCAGAGCCAGCAGCCUGAAUGAGAAUGUUGACCACAGUGCCCUCCUGAAGCUUGGCACUAGUGUCUCGGAGCGGGUGAGCCGCUUUGACACCAAGACCGAGAGACCCUUCUCCAAGCUGCAGGAGACCAGGAAGCUCUUUGAGAAGAACAUCCAGGAGAAGAACGUCUCCAACCGGAUCUUGCUGAAAAAGGAAAGGGCUGGGCUCAAGGAUAGCAAGUUGGACGUGGUGGUCCGCUUCAAUGGGAGCACCGAGUCAUUGGACAGCCUAGAGACGGAGGCCAUUUCACCCACAGUCAGUCAGCUCAGUGCUGUCUUUGAAAGCGGUGCCAACCAGCGCAAAGCCCUAGAGCGAGGGCCAAGGCCAGGCACCUGCCCCCUCAGUUCCAAACCACUAUCCAGAAAGUCAAAAUUAGUUCUUAAGAACCAGCAAGAGGCACUUAAGACAGAAGGUGGGAGUAACAGCGAUGGCGAUGCCUCCUUUGAUCUACCUGGGGCCUCAGGCCAAAUCAGAAAAGAAAAUGAGGAACUGCAGUCUGAUAAGCCUCUGGGUGGUUCCCCAUCUGGAAACAACUUAGCCAGCAAGUUGGCAUCACUUGUGAAGCACGGGGACAGCUUGAAAGAAACCAGGCCAACAGCAACUGCACAGAGGUCACAAAAAGUUGACGAAGUCAGAAAAAUUAGGCCAGUGGAAGUGGAAGACACUGUAGUUUGUGAUCAGAAACCUGGACCUACGGAUGAUGGAAAAGAGGAUCCAGAACCUGUUCUGAACGACUCUGAAAAUGACACUGGACUCCAAAAGGGAGAUGCCAUUUUGGAAACUUGUGAGAUUAAAUCGGUUGAGACCGGAGCCCUGCUCCAUGAUGCUGGUUCAGAAAAUGGAGAUCUUCCCAAAGACUCUUUGGAUCGUUUCCAGCCCUCUCCUUUGGAAUCCACAGAAGGGACUGCACAUCAGGUCGAGGAGUCCUUGUCAUCUAAAGCAGAUUCCUUUGAAGAGGGUGAGCAGGUUAAAAAUGACCUAGAUCUAUAUGAUCAUUGCAAAAAAAAUGAAGAUGUUUCUGAGGCUGAUAUGGUGGAUAUUAGCGCCUUUAGUGGGGUUGGUGAUGAAUCUGAAGGAAGUUGUCUGGAUGAUGAUGAGGAUGAUGCCUUUGAACCAGAAAGUGGCUAUUCAGAGAUCACUGGAUUAUCUGAUGAAGAGGAACCCAUGCCACAUAGAAAGAUUCGCUUUAGCACCGCAUCAAUUAAAGUAUUCACUACUUAUUCCAAUGAGGACUAUGACAGGCGAAAUGAUGAUGUGGAUCCCAUGGCAGCAUCAGCAGAAUAUGAACUGGAAAAACGUGUGGAAAGGCUGGAUCUCUUUCCUGUGGAACUUGAAAAGGAUGGUGAUGGCCUGGGUAUCAGUAUCAUCGGUAUGGGAGCUGGAGCUGAUAUGGGCUUGGAAAAGCUUGGAAUAUUUGUGAAGACAGUAACUGAAGGGGGAGCAGCUCACAGGGAUGGCAGAAUCCAAGUGAAUGAUCUAAUUGUGGAGGUUGAUGGCAUCAGUCUAGUUGGUGUGACCCAGAGCUUUGCAGCUUCAGUCCUUCGAAACACGAAAGGCACUGUCAGGUUUUUGAUUGGACGGGAGAAACCUGGAGAAACCAGUGAAGUAGCUCAGCUGAUUCGUCAAACCCUAGAACAGGAGCGAUGGCAGAGGGAAAUGAUGGAGCAACAUUACGGGCAAUAUGUCGAUGAUGAUGAGGAGACAGGAGAAUAUGCGACCGAUGAAGAGGAGGAAGAGAUGAGCCCUAUGUUCGUUAACAGUGACAUGGCAAUUGAAGUUUUUGAUCUAGCAGAGAAUGAAGAUAUGCUUUCACCAGUGGAAAUGGAUCCUGAAAAGCUGGUGCAUAAAUUUAAGGAGCUUCAAAUAAAGCACGCAGUAACUGAAGCAGAGAUUCAGCAGCUGAAAAGAAAGCUUCAUUCAACAGAACAGGAAAAAAUGCGUUGGCGAAUGGAAAAGGCCCAGUUGGAGCAGAGUGUUGAGGAAAACAAGGAACGUAUGGAGAAGCUGGAGAGUUACUGGAUGGAGGCCCAAACUCUUUGUCAAGCUGUGGAUGAACAUUUGAAAGAGACACAGGCUCAGUACCAGGCCUUAGAGAGAAAGUACAGCAAAGCAAAACGCUUGAUUAAGGAAUACCAGCAGAAGGAAAUAGAAUUUCUGAAAAAAGAAACAGCUCAAAGGAGAACUUUAGAAGAAACUGAAAACUCACAUAAAGAAGAGAUUGAGAAACUUAAGAGCAAGGUUACAGAACUGGAGACAAGCCUAGAGUCAAUGAAAAAUUCCAAUGCAAUUUAGACGUGAAGAUCUCUUUCCAUCACCUUUACUUAAAACAAAACCUUCACAUCAGAGCAACAGGCCUUGGAAAAUUGACAUUUUCCUGUUUGUUUUCCUCUGGAAGGUUUGUAUGAGUUGCACUCAGUGCAAAGGAUUGUGUUUAUGGGGAGUUUUUGCAUUGUUGUCUUACAUAAAACAAUUUGCCAAGUCACUUUCAAACAGAUGGCCAAAUCAGAGCUGCUCAGUGAAGUAGUAAAGGGCAGCAAUGAACUGGUCUGCACUAAGAUUGGACUUGCUCCUUCAGCCACCGAACUAGUACUGUCCCAUUCAGUUUAUUUAGUUUAUACAGAAACAAUCAAAAGGUUCUAACAAAUGAAUGUUCAUUGAAGGCAGCAUCAAUACAAAGGUAAAUUGCAAUGUUGCUGUUAGCUAAGUCUUUGGUGAACUAUUACUUCAAGAAUAAAAUGAGGUGUCACUUGUCCUUAUGUCAUGAGUGAGAAUGCACAAGUUUUUUUAAUGUCUGAGCUCAAAGGCAGGUUCAAUCAAUGGUGUAUUUGUUUUCUUGUUAUGCGUGAUUUACUUUUGCAAAUUAAUGUAAGCCAUACUUAUUUUAUCUGUUUGUUUUGUUCUGUUCUGUAUUGGAAAGCAUUAUAUGACUAAUGAUAUUGUCACCUCAGUGGAUGGUUCAUUUUAUAUCUGCAUAGUGUGACGGUACCAGUAUCUGUCUUAACAAACUUUGUUAUUAGACAUAUAAUUUUAAAAUAAGAUAAACCAAAUUUCAUUACUUUGUUACUGAACAAGUGAGUAUGAAGUGGAAUUAAAACUUGUAUAUUAAACUGGGAAUGUAAAGUUGAAUAGUGGUUGCUGUAAUGGACUAAUGAAGUAGAUGGUUGCUCAGUUAAAGAUACUGAAAAUAUUUCAUUUGUGGUAUUUGCCUGUUUUUUUUUUAACUUUAUCUGCUUCCUUAUUCCAUGCUUCUCUUGGAUCUACCAAGCAUUAUCAUUGAUUCCUAUCAUUAUUCGUUGUGCCAUAUUUGGUAGAUCUUUUCAAUAUUGACAUUACACAUGUACAGAAACGAAGAUGAGUGUUUGUGUAGAUGUAUAGCUGAAAUCCAUGUAAUUUCUAGUAUAAGAUGUAAGAAUACGAAAGAACAGUGCUGCACUGUAAAGAAAAAAAGUAUGUUACAUGGCGAGAUAGGUUUCUAGAGCUGUGUAUUACAGAAGCGAAGGAGUCUGCUAUUGUAAUUGAAUGAUUUCUCCAUUGGGUGGAGGAUGGUAGUGCAAGGAAUAUAUAGAUAUAUAUGAAUCCAUUCUAGCAUUUAUUUUUUAGAACCCUUAAUUUGCUCUACCCACCUGUCAUCACAGAUGUAUCACUUGGCAAAAGCCAAUUUCUGACUUUUCCUGUAAAUUCUCAAUGGCUAUGUCCAUUUCUUUACCAAUUCCAAAUGGGAUGGGACAGAAACAGAUGGCUUGAUUCACAUGAAGAGAGAGCACAUGUCUCUUCAGAGAAUCUAAUAAGACUCAAAUGUAUGAAAGCAUCAGUAGUUCAAUUUCCUGCUUGUUACCAUGCCAACAAACAUAAAAAUAUAUGCACACACUAUAGUUAAUUUCGCACUGGAAUAUGUACAAAUGGUGUGGUGUGGAGGGAAUUGUUGCAGUUUGUGUGGAACAUUGUUCCAUUUGUACAGCUGCUAUCCUUAUCCAAAAUGUUUAAUAAAUGAGAACCAUUCUAUCUAUUAGCAGCAUGUCCUGUCCCAGUUUCAGUACCAGCCACUGGGAGAGGCUGGAUAUUCAGCUUGGCCAAGCCUCCAAAUAUGUAGGCCAUCCAUUCUGCAUCUGACGUCUAGAUACCAUUUACAUAUUCUUGGCAUCACAACCAGAUGGUCUACCCAACAAGUACUUGCAUUGUUGAGUCUCAUAUUAAUUAUUGACUAUAAAACUGAGUUCCUCCAGAAGAACCCUCGAAGAUCAACCUCUUUUGGACUCCUCUCUGUGCCACACUUGUUCUUUUUGUAGCAUAAGGUGGCUUCACUGAAUGCGGCAACAAUAGGAAGUAGUGUGUGGGCAACAAAAACUGUUUUACAAGAUGGAAAGCAAUUGAACAAAUGUCUAAGCUAAAGUGUUUUAGAUGACUUAGACUGUGCAGAAAUUGAUCCAAUUAAUUAAGUUUUGAGACAUUUGUAUUUAACCAGAUAAAGGUUACAUGUGACUGGCUUAAAGUAUAGACAUUGACAUUUGGUGAUAAGCCUCUGCUCCAUUUACUAUUGGACAUAAAAGCAAAAGCACUGUAACAUUUUGGGUGUACCUGGUGAAACCUAAUGCAGGGGGCCUAUGGGAAGGGUGCCUUGAAUCAGCACACCAGUAGUGCAUGAGUCCCAUUGGACCUCAGAAUGUGGUAUCUGUUAACAAAGUCACCAUUUUGAAAAAACAUUCUGAAGACCUUUCUAGCUGUUUGUCAGACCUACCCUGUGCCACCUCUCGUAGCCAGCAGUUUUGUCAUGUCUGUGCCCUAAACCCUCUUCAUUACAACAUAAUUGUCCAUACAACAUGGUCCUUCACUGAUUGCUGGUGCCCACUGUUCUUAACUUGGUACUCCUAGAACCACAGGAAUGAAAUUGUCAGAGCCCCAGAAAGUUAUUAUUAGUCCUGGAUAUUUACUAUCUCUCAAAGCCAGUUGAAACAUUGGACAUAAAUAGCAGUAUCUCGUGGGAUAGAGUUCUGGAGACUCAUCAAAAAUGCAAGUUCAAAUCAUAUUUUCUGCUGUGAUAUAAUUUUCACUAUCUGAAUUUUAUUGCACUCAAAGAUUGAGGUUUCCAGGUGAUCAGAUAAGCCUUUGGAGCAAGAACUUUACAGUCUAUUUAGGGUGUUCAGUGAAGGAAGGCUAGAAACAUGAGGUCUACCUCUGUUCUCUUUGAUCUUUCUAAACAAAGUAAGGAACAUGCUUGUUAUGUGGCAGACUGGAGGUUUUGUAAGGGGGCGGAAAACAAUUUUCAUUUGGAAUCAGAAAGUUUAUGAAGUUUUGUUACUUAUUAAUUGCAACUUUCCAACUAUAAUAAGUGGCCAGUAAUAUGUUAGAAAGGACUAUGUGGUGCAGUGUGACAUCGUCCUUUGAACUUUUCCCAAACUGAUAGAGUGACAAUGUCCUUUUCCUGUCUCCAGUGGUUUGAAGUGGAUGGCAUUGGUUACUCUGAGCCAAUUUCCACUUUCUCAGCAAUAAUUAACAUUAGAUUUCAAAUCACAUGCUGUGAUAGAGAUAUAUAAAAUGAGAGUACAGCUAAGGGACAUUAUAAUAAUGGUCUAGAGGAAGCAUGACUUUGCAUCUUAGUCAUGUCCUCAGAAUGCUUUGUGUUAAUACAAGGUGCAAAAAGUAGUAAAAUGUUCCACUGGCACUGACAUCCGUCACCUUGAAGAGCACAAAAAUGCCUCCACGUUAUACUGAGUAUUGCAAUGAACAUUCGCAAAAAGCUUAAGCAGCAAGCCACUCAUCCAGCCUGGUUCAAAUUCUUGUUUAGAACUGCCAUUUCUCCAUUAUUUUGGAAGGAGAGGUGGAAAACACUGAGCCAUAUUGGGUUUUUGUUAUCUGCGUACACAGGUGCCGUUGCUACAGACUGUUAUAGGUUUGAGAUUUCAGCAGCCAAUAGUUUGCAUUAAGCCCUGUGUCCACUAUUUGAGAUUUUGUUGGGAUUGAUUGAUUUCACUUGUGUAUAUGUGAUAAUUGUAUUUGGUGAAAUGUAUACAAACUUCAGCAAAGUUAAAUUGUUUAUUUUAUGGCUUUCAACCAUGUUAGCUCAAUGUUAAUUAAAUUUCCUGUUGAAAAGGUAUUAUCUAGCUUAUAUGAAAUUAUUAACCUUCUGUUUCUUUUUACUAUGAUUAAUCUUGUCCAAAAGAUCCUUAAGUUUUAUAACAAGGAUCGCACUGAGGCUGUCACAAGAAAUUUGUAGGAACAGAGUUCUUAAUGUUUCUGGGAUGUCUUGCGACUUAUAGGUAGGCUCGUCCUGAUGUUUUGCCCCAUGUUAAAUUUGAAUGUCAUCUGUUAAAACCUACUUUAUUUUGAAUGUAUAUUAAACAUAUCUGAACUCAUUAGAAGAAAUGAUGUGUAGCAUGAAUUCAAACAGUACAGUACAGAAUAAAGUUGACAAUUCACUCUGUAGGAUAUGCCCUUUUAAGAUCAUAUUUUUUCCAUGUUCAGAUUAUAUUGCAUAGAAAGAAAUUGACAUAUCCCUUGCAGUAAGCUCAUCUUAUCAAUAUUAAAACCUGCAUUUUUAAAAUAACUUAAUGGCACAGCCAUGAAAAAAGCAAAAAUUGCAAAGGAGCUGCGUACGAACAAAAGUUGCAUUGUAUCAGUAAAGUCAUAGGGAAGGCAUUGAAGAGUGCUAGCUUCCAGGAGAGGUGAACUGGGGUCAGCUCACUUUGCUUUGCCAGGUGUCUGUCUUUAUGACCUACAUAUAAAGAAAAAGGGACUUCUAAGUAGAUAUCUUGCUCACUUUUCAAUCAGUAAAUUGUACAUGAUGUAGGCGGGGGAACAAAAAUAAUGGCAGAGCUUUGAUAGUUGCUCUUUGAGUAAAUAGCUGGAGUGAUAUUUAGCUUCAGAGAUUGUAAAAUCCCCUGGUUAUACUGCAGAGUCUGUAUAAAGCCAGUAUUUGGGAAGAUGCACUGCAAUUGACCAACGAGGGUUAAAUGACAUAAUUAGACUUUCCUACUGCGGUGAAGAUGACUUUCUGUUGUCCUUACACAUGACAAAUCCACUAAGCUUUGUUUAAAGACUUUGUUGGUGAAAUUGAUGCACUCCAAUGGCCAAUACAGAACUGACCACUUACUGUGCAUUUGUUUCAAAUGAGCUGCUAAGGCACUCUUGUGGCACAGUGAUAGUGUCUCUACCUUUAGAAUUAGGAGGCUUGGGUUCAAGUCUCACCUAUUCCAGAGUUGUGUUGCUGAGCACGUUGAUUAGAAAGUAUCUGAAAUAACCUGCUAAUUUAGCUUAUCAGCCUUUUGAGUGCUAUUGGUGUUCACCUCCUUAGAAGAUCAUGAAAGAAUCAUUCAUGAGAGGGCCUUUGAUUUAAAUCAAAAAUAGUGGUCAGAACAAUCUUACUGUAUGUGCUAGAAAUGCCAAUGCACUUAAAUUAGGAAAGUCAUCCAACAAAUUACCAAAACCACAUCUUGUCAGUGUUCAUCACGUUGCCAGUGAAUUUGGCCCAAUCGUUGAAGCCCACACCCCCUAAACAAAUACAAAAGAAAGGCUAAUAGCCACAGAUUAGCUACUUGCGCUAGGUAUUGAAGGGCUGUUUAAUGCAACAUUCCCUGGCUUGAGUUAGCAACACCAGGAACAGAGGCAUACAAAUAAAAGAAAAUUAGUGGGGGAAGCAGAAGGGAUAACUUGAUAAUAAAUACAAAGAAGCUUAACUUUGUUGCUGCAAAAUAUAAUUUAGAUCCUUGAUUUAAAUGAAGUAGUGUCACUUUUCAUCCCCUUCAAAGUCUUUUUUGGACUUUUAAUCCAUUAAGAAUUUAUAUUAUCAUUGUUGCAGCAACAUUAGACAAGGACAAGAAUAUUUCAACUGUUAGUGACGUAUGUGAAUGCAGCUGAUAAAUAAAUUGUUUGCGUUCUUUUUAAGUUUAAUAUUAUCCAUAUUUACUGAAAUAUAGGCAUAAUUAAAAACUAGACAACAUUUAGUAUUUGUCAAAACUGGAAAUAGGGCUUCUGGAUGAAUACAUUGACAUUGGAGAUUCAUUAGUUCUCAGUUUCCUUUUCCUUACUACAGUUUGUGAAGUUUGAAGAGCCUUAAUAAAGAAAAAUGUAAUUAUAAGCAUUUUUAUAUCAAUUUGUGAUACUGUAAAUUUCAACAAACCACAUCUUAGGAGCCAUGAAUUGUUUUAAUGAUCACAGCACAAUGGUGGAUGGUAAUUGCCUCAUUCAAAUGGAGUAAAAAUCAAUUAAAGAAAUUGUUGACAAUAUUUAAUAUACCAGAAGGCAAGCUAAACAAUUGCAGUGAAGAGCUUGACAAAACAAUUGGAGAUUCUGGGAAGAGCUAUCCUUUUGAAUAUGCAAGUGCAUAAAAUAAUUCAGUUUACAAAGAAGCCAGUUAGAGUUUAUAUUUAAUGAGUAUGAUCAUUAAAGAAGCUAGCCUGUGCUUGGCUUAUAACAAUGCCUGAGUACAUUCGGCCAAUGAUGUUUCCUUUUAAAUGUUACUCUUAUUGCUUGAUAACAUUCUUAAUCAAUCAUUUUAUAGUGCUGAGGAAAUAAUGCUAUUGAUUAAUGAUUGUGUGUUCCUGAACAAGCUACUGUAUGGUAUAAUAGUUCAAUUUUUACUUAUUGCUACUGUACAUGACAUUGAAGUAAAGUUUACAAACUGUGGGCAUGCAUGAAACCCAGUGUUGACUUUGUUCAUAAGUGGCUGAAGUUAAAGUCCAGCUUUUUGACUGAAUUAAUACAAAACAUCAGUUUAAUGGAUAUUUCAGCUACAUACGAUGACGAUCUGAUGCUGAUAGACUUAUAACCAAGUAAAGGCAGUUUUUUAAUAAUAAUUUAGAAAAUGUGAACAUAUUGUGGCAUUUAUUGAUUAUCCCUAAUUUCUCUUGUGAAGUGGUGUUGAGGCACCUACUCGAAUGUACUGGAACUUGCCAGGAUCUUUCAGAAGGCCGUUAAGAGUCAACUGCAUUGUCUGAAGUCAUAUGUAGGCCUAACCAUGUAAAAAGAGCAAAUUUCUUUCCCUAAAGGGCAUUAUAAAUUAUAUUUGUGUACCACCUUUCAUGCAUUAAGAUAAGCCAAAGCAUCUACAAUGCACUGUCGUAAUAUGGUGAUACCUGUAUCAUCACCAUAGUAUUUUCUUGGAUAUAAAAUAUUCAGUUCGUAAAAAUAAAUCUAAAACGGCAGACAUGCUUCAUUUUAAACUUCAGUUUCAAAGGAGGAAACUACCAUAUGGAAACAAAUCUAAUAUAUUCACAUUAAAUGAUACAUUUGAAAUAGGUUUAGGGCUACAUUUUUAUGUUUGGCAGAUAGGAACUGUUUGUCACUAAUUUAAGAAUCUGGAUUUAGAAGUCAUGUAUUUUCUUUCCAUAUAAUUCUUUUUAUCUUUCCCAACCCCCAAAACAUUUUUAUCCUUCUAGUCUUGUGAAGUAAAUUAAUUCUUGCAAGUUUUGUUUCACAUCAUUAUUGCAGCUCACAGUUGUUAACUUUAAAACAAUUAAAAUUUUUCUUAACCCAACAAAACAACAAGUAGCCUGUUUGUCUUUAAUUAUAAGGUAUAUUUUCUUGAGUAGCUGAGUGGCUGAUUUCCAGAACAAGGAAUCUGAUAGAAUCACAGGAAGGCACACAAUCCAGGGUUCCAUUGGCCAUGGAUUCAAGUUUUAGAAGGACAUCACGCUGCUAAAUGUUUGCAACUGAGCUUCUGUGCAGCAUCACUGGGGAAAUAACUCUCAGAUCAGCUGUGGGAGGACACUGCUUCUUCAUUUCAUUGCCCAAAGGCAAGUCUUUGUAAUUUAUUCAACAUGCUUGUUUUUUAGCUACAGGAAAGGCAAAGAGGCAAUUCCCAAGCAGACUUCAUCUGGAAUGGGGAUUGAAACCCAUGCUGUUGACAUUAAUCUAAUCCAUAUGUUAGUUCCCUAGCCAAGUGAACUAACCAGCACAUUGUCCUACCAGCACUAAUGUUCUUUUACAGUUUUCCUAGCUGGUAGGGAAAAGCUAAGAUGUGAAUAAAUAUAACAUUUAAAAAGCAGUACAAAAUGCUUGCAUAUAAAGUGUGUUAAAGAAGAUGCUCAAAUACCAAGUGAUGCUGGCCAUACAGUCACUAGAUUUUGGUUUAACGGCCUGGUUCACACUAGCUGUCUAAUCAUAAGGCUUUAAAUGUUUCAGAAGGUUAAUAGAUUGUUUGGGAAUUGUAAUGGCAGUGCACUGAAUCUCACCAGAAAUCAGAGUCCUUUUUGGCAAGUUUCAUCGAGUGUUUCUCCCCAUGAGGCCAAGUGAGUUAGCAUGCCAUUGUCCCAAAGACACAUCAUUACCUGUGUGCCACAUCCUUGUAUGCACUGCUCCAUGACUGAUCUCAUUUGCCAGAAGCAGAAGUGCUCAUCACAAUCAGACCUCCCAGCAUUCAUUGGGCCAGUGCCAUAUUUGAAGCCUAGCAGCACACUGGUGAAGUGCAGACAGUCUGACAUUACCCUUCACUGUAGACAGUGUGGGAGGACAACCAGAAAGUAAUGCUUCUCAGGACAUAUAGGUGACAUGGCUGGUACUUCAUUGCAUAGUAUUACAUCUGUUGCUGUUGAGGAUACACACCAUACAGCUUACCAGUCCUUGGCAAUACAAUAUAGGGAAGAGCUACUCUUUCCCUAGUGUCAGGUAUAGUCAACAUCUUAUAAUUUUCAAUGCAGAUCUGCCCUAUUCAGCAGGGCAGUUCACAACAGUCACUUCUAUUCAGCAACAACAGAAGUGAACAAACAACAGACAAAGAGAUGUCACAGUAAUCUCUUGGUGCAGAAAUGAACUGCUUGCAUUCAAGCAACAGCAGUCAAUCAAUGAUCAUUGCCCUCAGUUCUCAUUUACUGGAACUGAGCAUCAAUUAAAUCUUGCCUGGCUUGUUGCAACCAACACUGCACCAUUCUGUCAUGCGAAAGGUGAUUUUCUGCCUGCUUAGCCUCCUUCUCAGAUGACUGCUGCCACUUUCCAGGUCUUCAGUGGCAAUUACCUUCCCCUGUUUGCCUGCUUGUGUGGUGCAAAGCAAACAUGUAAGAAUUAUGUGACACACAUUAUCUGAGUAUGCUGCAUGGCUUCCGAGGCUCAUGCAAGCAUUGGAACCUCACCUUCAGGACAGUAUUGUCUGCUCCAUAAAGACCCUGGUUGAAGAAGGGGCUACAUUGUAUCAACACAAGGCCUCAUUCAGGAGGUUGUGUAAUGGAGUCAUCAGCAUGGUCACAGAGUAUAGACCUUGUUUGACAAUAACCAUCCGGCACUUUGAAUGAGGAAGGAUCAUGAGAUUUCCCUCCAGGUUAAUAAGCAUCAUGGCAGCUUUCUGACGCAGAUGCCAAAGACAUGAUACCAAUGAUUUUGGAACACUCGCACAUUGGUGAAAUAGAACUCUUUUCUGUUGAUGAACGCAGCUCCAUUAUGGUAUGGGCCUCUCAAUGUGAGUAUAACUUAUCGCACCCUGCACCAGCAGGAAACCGGUGAUGUUAGCACGGCCUGCGCCCUGGGCUGCAACAUUAACCUCGACUUGAGGAAAAUGAGAUGAUGUGGUGAGAUCUGGCACAAAUUAUAUCAGAAGCAGCCAUAAAGCAGUUGUGGGUGGUUUGAGAGAGCCUGCCCAAGUCCCCGUUGGUGCCUUGGAGGCAGCCAAUAGCAUAAAACAUUAGCACAGCUGACGCCUUGUGACAGCCAAGCAUCCCUUCAGCUAACAAGUCUCACUCCAGCAGCUGGGAUAAUUCUGUAACAGUGCCAGACACUGCACCUUGCUCAUCUGGAGGAAGUGGCAUCAAGGACAAUAGAAUUUGUCCCUCCUGUGCAUUCAAAGCAUACCUUCAUCUGUGACCUCUUCAGGCACAAGCUGUUUGUUAUCAGCUGGAGCUUGCUGUUGGCCCUCGCCUUGCUGUCACAUUGGUCACUUUGUUUCCCUGCACCUUUGCUGCACCAUAGCCAACAGCAAUGAUAACCCUUGCUGUGGCUAGAUUGUGGUGAGCUGGUGUGCAACAUAAGAUGUGGAACAGGGUUUUAGUAACAUGAGCAGUCAGCAUUCACAUCACACACACAUUGCCUUCGACACAGUGUGACAUUAAAUACACUGACACUUAGGGCUAUGGAAUUGCUUUAAAUGGAAUUUUGAUGUAGGAAUCAUUGUCUCCUAGGUGUUUACACCAUGGAAGGAGGCCUUUUAGCCCAUCGUGCCCCUACUGGUAAACAGAUCUGAGUACAUGAAUUUUUCAGCUUUUGGCCCAUAGCCCUAGAGCCUAUGACAAUGCAAGUGAAUAUCUCCAUGCGAUUUAAAUGCCACGAGAAUUUCUGAGCCAAUCACCGUUUCAGGCCGUGAGCUAUAGAUUCCCACCACUCCGCGUGAAAAAUUUCUUCCGAGUUCUCUGUCUUCUUUAUCUUACCUUCCCACCUGGCUAUCAAUCUCUCAGCUCAUGGAAAAUGCACCUUUUGUCUCUGCCCCAUCUAUGUUCCUCAAUCUGAAAUACUUCAAUCAGGUUCCCUCUCACCUUCAUGGCUGUCUGGUGAACAUCCCAGCCUGAUGCUGAUGGAUGCAUCAGCAGUUUUGUCACACACAGAUAGUAGGAAAUUGUAAGUGCCACAUGAGGACUGAAUCCUUCACCUGCCAGCUCCACAUCACCUACAAAAGGCAUUAUUAUAUUUGAGAGCAAGUUGAUGCUUACAUGCAGCUCAAUGUGCAAGGGCAUCAGUUUCAUGCCUUUGUGAUGUCAAUGAGAUCUUUGUUUGAUUUGUGAACAGUGGCUUGCAGAUGCCAUUUUUAAGGUGGUCUCUGAUUACUUCUGCCUCACAGAGAUGACUGCCUUCAGUCUGCACUGACAAAUGACAUGGUUCAGAUUGCAUGUGAUCAGCAUUCACACCUCACCCCGUUGCGCACUGUGCAUUCACACCUCACCCAGUUGCGCACUGUGCAUUCACACCUCACCCAGUUGCACACUGUGCAUUCACCUGCAUAAUGCUAUGUUUCCAGAUAACUUCACCCCUCUGUCCUGUGAAAAUGCCGGAAUAGUGUUGUCCCUUUAAAGGGCCUUAAAUCACUCUUAAGUACAGCCCAUGUACUCAGAUUAAAAGCUUUGACUCUGUCUUCUCCAUUUAUUGUCACAGCCAUUUUUAAUUUGCAGUUUGAGACAAACAUAAAAACCGCACAGUCCCUGUCUUCUUGGGCCACCUUUGAUGGCCAACAUGUACAGAUCCCCCAUGUGUUCAUGCACACCGCCUGGAAUUAUGUCUGCAGCUCUCAUCGUUACUUCCUGAGCCCCAGUAUUACAUUUCUGUCUUGCCCACUAUCGUUAUGUACAGUCUUCCAACUGAGGCUGUGAUUGGUGAUGACUGCCUUCAACCUCCCCUCCCACAUGAUCCCAUAUACUAUCAGAGAUAAUGGGAACUGCAGAUGCUGGAGAAUUCCAAGAUAAUAGAAUGUGAGGCUGGAUGAACACAGCAGGCCAAGCAGCACCUCAGGA
Molecule: messenger RNA, 14496 nt
Organism: Stegostoma tigrinum
Lineage: Eukaryota; Metazoa; Chordata; Chondrichthyes; Orectolobiformes; Stegostomatidae
Product: neurabin-2-like
Exons: 11
Coding region: 734-3370 (878 amino acids)
Biological process (GO): calcium-mediated signaling; actin filament organization; neuron projection development
Cellular component (GO): cytoplasm; dendrite; actin cytoskeleton
Molecular function (GO): actin filament binding
Source: RefSeq, a predicted model, not a curated record